AUGGCCUCAGCAGGAACAGAGCAAUACAGUAUUGGCCUCCGCCGGGGUAACAGUUUCAAGCAGAGUGGUCCCUCAGGCACAGUACAUGCCUUACCACUUGAGAAACCCUCUGAGGGCAAAGGCUGGUCUCAGGCCCAUCAGCAGGUGAAACCAAUCUGGAAGCUGGAGAAGAAGCACGUGGGCACACUGUCAACAGGGUUGAGCCCAGGCCUCUUGGGUGUCCCACCCCAGCCAGCAUAUUUUGUUUGUCCCAGUGCUUUAUGUAGCUCUGGGACCACAGCUGUCAUUGCAGGCCACAGCAACUCCUGUUACCUGAACUCCCUCCCAGACUUGUUUAGCAGCACCCUGCUGUACCGCUGCUCCAACUAUAGGCACAAGCCGUACCAGCAGCUGGAGUCUUUCUGCUUGCGUUCAAGCCCAUCAGAAAAAAGACCUUUUUCUCUCCCUGAAAAGAGCCUCCCUGUCAGUCUCACUGCCAGUAAGGCCACUUUUUCCACGGUCUCCCCCAUGGCCUCUUCGUCCACGGAUCCGUACCUGUCAUCACUGGGAGCAGCUGGAGAAAACUCUUCAGGGAGGAGCCUGGCCUCUGCCAUCUCAGGGAAGAUCCCAUCUCCACUCUCCUCCUCUUCUUACAAGCCCAUGCUAAAUAACAACUCCUUCAUGAGGCCAAAUAGCACUAAAGUGCCUUUAUCACAGGCCCCAGAGGGCCUGAAGCCGGUAUCCACACCCAAGAUUCAAAUUAUCUCCUGGCCUCAUUCAGGGGGUACUGGGGACUGUACAUUCCAGCCUAUUGAACAUAAGGUGCCCAGAAGCAAUGGCACUGUCCUAAAUGACGCCACUGACCAUACCACCAUGUCCACCCCUAGCUCUGUAGACACAUUCAUCACCAGUGUUGCCUCUCCUCAGUAUAACCUGAAUAACUCAGCCACAAGGGCAGAGCCACAUCUUUCUGGCCUGGAUGAUGACUCUGAUUCCCAGGCCCAGACUGAGGAGAUUCGCUUCACUGAAGCUGUGAGGAAGUUGACUGCAAGAAGCUUUGGGAAGAUUCCAAGGCAAGGCUUCCAAUUUGAACAGUCUUGUUUUGUGAAUCGCAGCUUCCAGUGGAGCCUCCUCAACAAGGACAGGCAGUGGGAACCUCCCAUGGUAGGUCAGCAGUUUCCUCAGGAGGAUGAUGGAGCGGACAGUAGGAUUCUCCCUGGUGCCUCAGACACCUUGGGGUUGGACAGUACAGUCUUCUGUACCAAACGCAUCAGCAUUCACCUCCUUGCCUCACCUGCCAGUGGGCUCAACCACAGCCCUACCUGUGGGUCUGCGAUCGACCACCCACCACUCGGAGGAGACAGAACUCUGCCUCCCCCUCCUCCCCCUCAACCUCUUGGAGUAGCUGAUGUGGCCACCCAGCUCUCUUCCAUCCAUCUGGGCCAGCCUGUGAAGGAGCCUAGGGAGGACAGGCAGCUGGACUCACCUGGUAGGGAUAUUGGCUCAGCUACUGACCUCCAGCCAGACCAGGUUGAGGCUGAAGAUGUAGAAGAAGAUCUAGUAGAUGGUUUGGAAGACUGCUGUAGCCACGAUGAGAAUGAAGAGGAGGAGGGAGACUCGGAGUGCUCCUCAUUCAGUGCUGUUUCCCCCAGUGAGUCGGUAGCAAUGAUCUCUCGGAGCUGCGUAGAGAUUCUGACCAAACCUCUUUCCGAUCAUGAGAAAGUUGUCCGACCAGCCCUCAUCUACAGUCUCUUUCCCAAUGUGCCCCCUACCAUCUAUUUUGGCACUCGAGAUGAGAGAGUGGAGAAACUUCCCUGGGAGCAGAGGAAGCUGCUUCGGUGGAAGAUGAGCACAGUGACCCCCAACAUUGUCAAGCAGACCAUUGGACGGUCCCACUUCAAAAUCAGCAAGAGAAAUGAUGACUGGUUGGGCUGCUGGGGUCACCACAUGAAGUCUGCUAGUUUCCGAUCCAUUCGGGAGCAUCAGAAGCUAAACCACUUCCCAGGCUCAUUCCAAAUUGGGCGGAAGGACCGUCUGUGGCGGAACCUAUCCCGCAUGCAGAGCCACUUCGGCAAGAAGGAGUUCAGUUUCUUCCCCCAGUCCUUUAUCCUGCCCCAAGAUGCCAAGCUCCUGCGCAAAGCCUGGGAGAACAGCAGCCGCCAGAAGUGGAUUGUGAAGCCACCAGCAUCAGCUCGAGGUAUUGGCAUCCAGGUCAUUCAUAAGUGGAGUCAGCUCCCUAAGCGAAGGCCUCUCCUGGUACAGAGGUAUCUGCACAAACCCUACCUCAUCAGUGGCAGCAAGUUUGAUCUACGGAUCUACGUUUAUGUCACUUCCUAUGAUCCUCUACGGAUUUACCUCUUUUCAGACGGACUCGUCCGCUUUGCCAGUUGCAAGUAUUCCCCCUCCAUGAAGAGCCUUGGCAAUAAGUUCAUGCACCUGACCAACUACAGUGUCAAUAAAAAGAAUGUCGAGUACCAGGCCAAUGCAGAUGAAACGGCCUGCCAGGGCCACAAAUGGGCACUGAAGGCUUUAUGGAACUACCUGAGCCAGAAGGGAAUCAAUAGCGAUGUCAUCUGGGAGAAGAUAAAGGACGUUGUUGUCAAAACCAUCAUCUCGUCAGAGCCCUAUGUAACCAGCCUGCUCAAGAUGUAUGUGCGGCGGCCCUACAACUGCCACGAGCUCUUUGGCUUUGAUGUCAUGCUGGAUGAAAACCUCAAGCCCUGGGUCCUAGAAGUCAACAUUUCCCCAAGCCUCCACUCUAACUCUCCACUGGACAUCAGCAUCAAAGGCCAGAUGAUCCGUGACCUUCUCAACCUGGCGGGUUUUGUUCUGCCCAGUGCAGAGGAUAUCCUUUCCAGUUCCAGCAGCUCCAGCAGCUCCACCACCAGCCUGACCAGCACCCCCAGGGACAAAUUUCGAGUGGCUUCAGAGCACGUCACUGCACAGAAGAUGAAGAAAGCCUAUUACCUGACCCAGAAAACUCCUGAUCAGGACUUCUAUGCAUCUGUGCUAGAUGUCCUGACGCCAGAUGAUGUUCGGGUUCUGGUGGAGAUGGAGGAUGAGUUUUCUCGACGUGGUCAAUUUGAACGAAUUUUUCCUUCUCGAAUCUCCACUCGCUAUCUCCGCUUUUUUGAGCAGCCACGAUAUUUCAACAUUCUCACCACCCAGUGGGAGCAGAAGUACCAUAGCAACAAGCUCAAAGGAGUAGAUCUACUUCGGAGUUGGUGCUACAAAGGGUUCCAUACAGGAGUCAUCUCUGAUUCUGCUCCAGUGUGGUCUCUCCCGACAUCACUUCUGACUGUCCCAAAGGGUGAUGUGAUGCUCAAUGCCUUCUGCAAAUCAGAGAUUGGCAACCUGGGAAAGCACAGCUCCUCUGAGGGAAGCCUACUGCUCUCUGAAGACGGAGCCACCCCUAAGACCAAGAAGACUCCAGUUGGCCUUUCUCCUUUUCCCAGGAAACCUAAUUGCUCAAAGGACAGUGAGGACACUAGCAAAGAGCCCAGCCUCUCUACCCAGAUGUUACCUCUGAUCAAGUACUCUGGGCAGACUUCGAGACUUUCUGCUUCCCCCAUUUCCCACUCAGCCAGUGACUCCCUCCUUGCUGCUGUGAGCCCAUGACUGGCCUGAAUCCACUAAUCCCUCCCCAGGAGCACCAUGUUAACUACCUCAUGGGAACCUGCUGGCCUGCCUGAACCCCUCCCUCCUCCAACUCGCCCUCAUCGUAGUAUUUUUUGAAAUGGUUGAAUUGCAGAAAUGGGUACCUAUAGGGUUGGCGGGGUGGUGGGCAUGGGGAGAAGGUGAAGGAGGUUCACCCUCUGUCGCUCGGCUGGCACCUUCUAUCUCAGCAGAGAAACCAAUGAUGGCCACACAGCCUUAUAAAGCAGGGUUUGGUUUCUACCUUCAGAGAGCCAUGUGUGGUUUAUUUUAGGCCUUGGUGAAGUGAUUAUGUUGUAGCUCAAGAGUAGAAAACAUACUAAAAUUUGGGCCUGAAAUCCUUUGUUCUGUAAUGAGGAGGUUCUUCUGAAGGUUCUUAUCUUCUCAGGUUCUCACUCCUUUCCGCACUCUGUCCUAAAGAGCCACUUUCAGAAAUGUUCAAACCUUCCAACUUCCCCAGUAGAACUCACUUCCUGUCAUCCUUCUGCUCAUCCUAGUCAGGGGCUUUACCAGCUCCAUUUCUCCUUUCAUAUACCCACCCAGCCAGUAGCCCUAUGCCUUCUUACUUUGACCUCACAUCACUACUUAUUCAGCCUUCUAGGCCUCUCUUUCAUGGAUGUCAGUCACCUCUUCAACUCAGCUUUUUUUGAGGUGAGAGGUUCUAUGGACUUCGUGAAUUUCCCAUGGCCCCAACAAAGGGGUCCAGAUAAUCCCAGUUGCUGUUAAUCUGUGCCCAUAUAUGAAAGGGUCACAAUCCAGAGGGAGGGUAGAAGGAGCCGUGAUUUCCCCACAACACAGAGGAAGUCUCGUGUUCUGUUCCAUUCUUUUUAUUGCCACCGAUUAGCGGUGUCUAGAUCACAGGUUGCUAGGGCAAGCAGAGUCCCGUGACUUGGCAGGUGGGUUUCAGGAGCAGUCACUGUUAGAGAAUGGUCUUCCAGUCAGACCUCUGACUAAACUCAUGUACUCUUAACUGAAUCUACCUCCCUCCUCUAGGCUCAGUAAAGAGUGGGCAUUCAAUAAAUGUUGACUGAGUGAACUAUACAUAUAGAGAUCUCAGAGGACAUGAGCACCUGAACCAGAAGCUCUACUUCUCUCUCUCCUGGUGAAAAGUGGAGCCCAAGAAGCACAAGGGGGGAGAGUUUGGAUCAGAAAUAUCGUUUUCUUGAACUACGCUCCCCCCUAACCCAGCAACCCAGUUGCUGCUUGCCCCUGUCCGAUUCCUGCAGUCCCUUAGUUUUUCUAGCAACAAGGCAAAGAAGAAGCCAACUGGCCCCAUGUCUCUGAUACUCAAGUUUUCUCUCUUGCACAUCAGCAGGAAGCUCAGCUACUUGGUCUCACCUUGGGCUCUAGAUGGUCUCGUUCCUUUUGAGGUUUGGAAAGAGGCUGCCCUGUUUUGUGGCUUCUGGAUUUCUGUGGCGAGUUGGGAUGGAACUGUGGAAAGAUGACUGAGAAGCCUGACUGGGUUCAAGGACACAGAGUAAAUGGCCAGCCCAAAGGUCACUUUGACAGUUGUGAAGAAAGCUUGGUGGCAGAAUCCUAGGGUAGCAGCUGCUGCUCAAUAAGUACUUCAGUGCCCGGCCAGCGUGGGAGAGAUCCUGGACAGACCCAUUAAAUCUCUUCUGAUAGAACUGAACUGCCACUUGCCCUUCCUGGAUGCAGUAUUCUAGUGCAAAUGUCAGAGCCAACCUCGUGAUAAGGGCAGUAAACAGCCUUUCUAAGAGAAAACCGGCCACAUGCUUAUCAGCUUUGUUGCGGCUGGUCCUCCGGUGCAAGGGCUGGUUUAGGUGUGGAGGUCUGGCAGAGCUGAUGGUGGUUUACUUCUUGGAAACCAACUUCCAUUCUUUAGCCUACCUUCUGAGAAUCCCUGUACACCACAACCCACCUAUUUCCAUCCCUGUAACUGGAGAGGGAACUAGCAUUGCAGCAUGAUGGGGCUUGGCUGUGUGUGGGGGUGGGGGGCUUAUGAAAUGAGUGAUGAAAAUACAGUGUUCUUCGUUUAAAACGUGCUUAUAUACAACAUUAUUUCUGAUUGUCAUCACAUUUGGGUGUCCGAUAGGUUUGGGUGUUUUGCUGGGUGGGAAAAAGGUAUGGGGCUUAUGUAUCACAUUUUCCUUUCACCCUUUUGAGAAAAUGAAAUCUUGCUUAUUAAACAUUCAGCAUACAUAACUGAGCAUUGAAUACCCACGGUAUGUAAGGUAUUUUUAAGUUGAAAUUCAGGAGUGUAGUAGAAUAAAUGUUUGUCAGAACAUGUCA
Loxodonta africana (African savanna elephant) is the source of this 5886-nucleotide messenger RNA. It is a transcript of the gene TTLL4, whose product is annotated as tubulin tyrosine ligase like 4. The record is from RefSeq and is a predicted model, not a curated record. Lineage: Eukaryota; Metazoa; Chordata; Mammalia; Proboscidea; Elephantidae. The coding region runs from base 1 to 3597 and encodes 1198 amino acids. The transcript is spliced from 18 exons. Gene Ontology annotation, biological process: protein polyglutamylation; microtubule cytoskeleton organization. Gene Ontology annotation, cellular component: cilium. Gene Ontology annotation, molecular function: tubulin-glutamic acid ligase activity; tubulin binding.